UGUACACCGUGUAACUGUGUGUGUACCUGCAGGAGGAAGUGCUGUGUGGUGCGGGUGGUGGAGAGGCUGGUGGAGGGGUGCCGGGACCUCUCCUACAAGAUACAGGACCCCAGGAGUCCCACAGUCAGCGAGGAGGAGAUGGUUGCAUGCAGGCUGGUGGAGGCCGUGAAGCAGCUGGGUACUGUGGUUCAUCACCGCCUCUACUUCAGUCCUACCAUCCACUACCUCUACGCCUCCCAGCUGGCCAGACACGCCUCCCUCCUCUCCGCGUCGGGGGCGACGGUGGGGUCCCUGGAGGCGAGCAUGACAGCGGCACAAGAGGAGAGAGAGGACUCCCUCGCCACCAGAGACGGCGUCAUCGCCUCCCUCACCAGUCACCUCCAGCACCUGGACCACGCCGGCGCCCAGGCUGUCCUCUCCUGCAGACAGGAGGCCAAGACGGAGCUGGAGGAGGUGAGGGCCAACAGUGAGAUCAGCCUCCAGGAGCUGAAGGGUGACCUGCUGGCCAGCUCAGAGGCCAUGAGCACCCAGGAGGACAGACACCACCUGCAGGAGCUGGUCCUUAGGAGUAGGAGGCAGGAGCUGGAGCGACAAGUCCAAGGGGUCAUCCGUCGAUACGACGCUACGAUGAGUCGCCUGCAGACCUCCCUGGAUGACCUCCGUCUGAAACACGUUGACCUCACAGGACUCCUGCAGGCGAAGCAGGAGUCGCUGGAAACUGUUGAGAAGAGAUACAUGGAAAUACUGGCCGAGAAGCAGCGAAUUGAAGAGGAGAGGAUGGCAGCCAUGCAGGCUGAGUUCCGGAGGGAGCACGCAGCGCGCACCAUCCAGAGGGCCUGGCAGCACUACAAGAUGCGUAAAAUGCUGAAGAAGGCGCAGAAGAAGAAGAAGAAGAGACCAAAAGAUGCUAAGAAGUGAUUGCGAGGAGAAUGCUCCACAAACUUAAUACUCUUCUCUAAUAUUUUAUUUCCAUAUGUUGAUAACAUCUUAAUUAAUUCCACGCAGAUAAUUGUAUAAAAAGUGAAGUUCCAGCUAUAACACAGCUUACUUUAGAAACAGAUAGGAAAGUCUCCCUUCCUGUCCUAGACUCACGAAUAAUGAAUUACACAUAUUCACAUUCAAAGUCAAGCGGUGUGGGAGACUGUUUUUUCCACAGCUGGUAGACUAAAUUUAUAGUCUUAGCCGUUGUUCCCACGAGGCGGGUGGGGUUCUCUAGUGCUUAACUCAAGCAUUCUAGUCACUGGCUGAGCUAUGAUAAGACAAAGGUAUCUAUUGUCUCAUGCCACACACACAUUAUUUAUGUCAAUAAGUCUCUGAAAUGAGACAUUUCUGUAGAUGUAUAAGAAAUGUAAACAAUAAGUCUAUAAAAUGAGUUACAAACAGAAUGUUGGAUUUCUAAAUAGAGCUAGUAUAUAUUAUGCCUAAAGCCACUAAUACGCACAGAAUUUCGGGCAAGAUAUGGGGGAAAAAAGCUUAAAAACUAAGACUAAUUAAAAAUAAAACUAAUUGAGAUCAAAAGCAUGAAUUAAAUUGAAGUAGAAAAAAGAACUUGCC
This is a messenger RNA of Procambarus clarkii (red swamp crayfish), 1554 nucleotides long. Its product is annotated as dynein regulatory complex protein 10. NCBI's taxonomy places the organism in Eukaryota, Metazoa, Arthropoda, Malacostraca, Decapoda, Cambaridae. The record is from RefSeq and is a predicted model, not a curated record. Gene Ontology annotation, molecular function: protein binding.